Messenger RNA from Heterostelium album PN500, 1728 nucleotides. RefSeq lists its product as uncharacterized. Gene Ontology annotation, molecular function: zinc ion binding; protein binding. The transcript has a single exon. The coding region runs from base 1 to 1728 and encodes 575 amino acids. NCBI's taxonomy places the organism in Eukaryota, Evosea, Eumycetozoa, Acytosteliales, Acytosteliaceae. The record is from RefSeq and is a predicted model, not a curated record.
AUGAAAAUAAAUGAUGAUUUCAAUUUCAAUUGUCACCAACACUCUAAGAAAUUAAAAUUUAUUUGUACCACUUGCAAUGAAAUUUUGUGUCUAGAUUGCAUACCAGAAUACAAACAUAAAUCACAUAUAUUUGAUGAUAUCGAUAGCAUUAAAAACAAACUAUACCAACAGAUUCAUCAACAAAAUCAACCAAUAUUUCUCUACCAAUAUGAGAUUACCAACAGCAACGAUCAACUAAACAAUAAACCAACAUACAAUUUCAUCAAUAGAUUAGCCGAGAUUUGGAAAUACCUAAAAGAACUUAGCCUUAAACAUCAAUUGUUUGAGGACACCGGUGCAGUCGUAAAUGAAUUCUACAGGAACCUUCAUGAAUACCUCAGAUUGGAGGAGUUCAAAAUCAUGAAGCCGAUCACCGAUGAAAAAAACAAAGCUGAAUCGAUCAUAGAGUCACUGGUGGAGGAAAUCAAAUCGAUCAACAGUAUUCUCAUUGCUCUCAACUCCAACCCAAAAGAGAAUAGCAGCAACUGUCAUUGCACUGGUUCCAUUCCCAGCUCUGGAAUGAAUGGAAAAGGCGACAAGAAAGGAUAUAUGGAUGUAGUCAAUUACCAACUCUCCUCGAUUAUCAACAAAAUUAAAUCUUGUACAUCAAUCAACCAAUUUCUACUGAGCAAUCAAUCAACUAUUUUUGCUCCUGUCGACCCAGUCUGUGAUAAUCCAACCUAUGAUACCCUGUUAAAGAUCAGGACACACCAGACUAUCUUUCCGUUGGAAUAUCAAGAGCCAAUAUCCUACCAGAUUAGAUUCGACGAGUUGAAGCUAGAGUCCAUUAAGAAAGAGUUGCAGACACUCUACGAAUUGGUGAAUCUCAACGAUGACAUCGACCGUAGCAGUGGUAACAUGAUCAUUACCAUUGGAAAUGAUGGAGCCAAUCUCUUUGAUAUUUCAUCGGAGGUCUGGAUCGAUUUGGAACCGGACACAGAACAUCGAUUCGCAACACUAAACUCCAUCGUUCAAGUUGGUCAGCAUUGUUAUGUGUUUGGUGGUGGCGACAAAAGUACAACAUUCUCAAGGUAUUCGAUUGUCGAUCACAAGUGGGAUUAUCACGGUGAGAUACUUGGCUCUGCUGGUGAACAUGUAGCGGCUUGCUACGAUGGUAACAAGUACAUCUAUGUCUAUGGUGGAUUCAUAAAUUUGAAACAUUUGUCGCGACUCGCAAGACUCGAUAUUGAAACGAUGCGUUGGGAGAAGAUUGGCGAUAACGACUACGCAUCGACCUGUGCCUAUAUAUUCUACUAUGAGAAUUCAAUCUAUAUUGUCGGAGGCGAUUGUUUCAAGACACAUCAUCGUACCGUUAUGAAAUGUGAUUUGGAGACACUGCAAUUUUCGACGUUCAUCAAUGACAUUGGGUUCAGUACGCAUACCAACUCUGUCUGCUACGGUGACGGAUAUAUUUACAUUCUCGAUGCAGACUCGACUUUCUAUAGGAUAUCGAUAGUCGACAAGAAUAGGACAACUCUUAAAUCACCAUUCUCUCAGUUUGUUCCCUAUAAAUCGGCAAUGGUCUAUGUCACCGACAACAUGGGAUCGCACAUCUACUUUAUUAGCGGUUCGCAAUAUGGAAAUCAUCACUACUCCAUUCAGAACGACAGUUGGUUGAAGAUUAACGACAAAGAUACCAUCAAUAGAUGUUGUAUUGGUGCUGCACUCAUUAAAAAUGUGGCUAAAUAA